Messenger RNA from Quercus robur (English oak), 1602 nucleotides. RefSeq names its product protein CLMP1-like. The transcript has a single exon. Gene Ontology annotation, molecular function: protein binding. Lineage: Eukaryota; Viridiplantae; Streptophyta; Magnoliopsida; Fagales; Fagaceae. The record is from RefSeq and is a predicted model, not a curated record. Bases 322 to 1602 code for a protein of 426 amino acids.
AUCUUUUCCCUUCACUUCCAUUACCAAUUUCUCUCUCUCCCAUACCAACUGAGCUCCAAAACCAAAACAAACGUAUCUCCCAACUAAAUCCCUCUCCAUCUUCUGGGGCAAUCAAACAGACGCUAAAAUCUUCACAGAAAAGCUUGCAUCUUUGAGCUUAUUAUUUGUAAAUUGUAAGUACCCAUUUCUCUGUCUUUAUUCAUAAACACAAUUUUAUACUUUUUUUUUCUUUGCAAGCUUGCUGCUUUUUUAUUCAUUUAGAUACAUAUAGUUAGAUAUUUUUGUGUGUUUUAGAGAGAGAGAGAGAGAGAUUGAAAUUAAAUGGGGAAAUCAGGGGGUAGGAAGAAGAAGGGUAGUGCAAACCAAGUUUCAGGUGAUAAUUCAACUGCAAAUGCUAAUGGUGGUGUUGAUUUGGACUCAUCAAUCUUUUUGAAAAGGGCUCAUGAGCUCAAAGAAGAAGGGAACAAGAGGUUUCAGAAUAAGGACUAUGUGGGUGCUCUUGAGCAGUAUGAUAAUGCUCUUAAACUUACCCCUAAAACCCACCUGGAUAGAGCUGUGUUUCAUAGCAAUAGGGCGGCUUGUUUGAUGCAAAUGAAGCCCAUUGACUAUGACACUGUGAUUGCUGAGUGUACCAUGGCGCUUCAGGUCCAGCCUCGGUUUGUCCGGGCUCUACGUAGGAGGGCUCGGGCAUUUGAGGCGAUAGGGAAGUAUGAAAUGGCGAUGCAGGAUGUGCAGGUGUUGUUGGGGGCUGAUCCAAAUCAUGGCGAUGCUUUGGAGAUUGCACGAAGGUUGAGGAUGGCAUUGGGUCCUCGCCAGGAUGCACAGCAGGACCUCCAGAGCCGCCCAUCCCCUGCUGCCCUUGGGGCUUCUGCAGUUCGUGUUGCCCCAAUUGCUGGUUUAGGGCCGUGUUUGCCUGCCCGGCCAGUAGGAAAAAAGCCAACUACUACAGCAGGGGGAUCAGUGGUAUCGCUUAAUAAUAAGCCAGAGAGACCCCAAACUGUUCUACCCAAUGAAAAUGGUCCUGAGUCUAAAGCCCAAUUGUCGAAACUUGUGUUGAAACCUUCAGGUGGCUCUUCAAAGCCUGCCAAUCCAAGCAAGGAUAGCCAGAAGGAACAAUCGUCUUCUUCAUCAGUGUCAUUGCUUACUCAUGGGCAACCUACAAAGGCUGCAAUCCAAUGGAGGUUGUUGAAGCUUGUUUAUGAUCAUGACAUAAGGCUUUCCCAGAUGCCGGUGAAAUGCAGUUUCAGAGUUUUAAGGGAGAUUGUGAGCAAACGGUUUCCAUCAUCAAAGUCAGUUUUGAUCAAGUAUAGGGACAAUGAUGGUGAUUUGGUGACCAUAACUUGUACAGGGGAACUCAGAUUUGCAGAGUCUUGUGUGGAUAGCCUCGUCCCGAAAGACCCUGAAACAGAUAAGGCAGACUCAAUAGGGAUGUUGAGAUUGCACAUUGUGGAGGUGAGUCCUGAGCAGGAGCCACCAUUAUUGGAAGAAGAGGAGGAGAAGGCUAUGGAGAGCGAGAAAAAAAAGAAAGAAACACAAGAAAGAAGAAAUUCUCCAGAAAAAGAAUCAUCAGAAAAGAAAUCAAGAGUGAAGGGAAAAUAUUAG